AUGUUAUACAAUUCUUUUAAAGGGCACUUAGAAGAUUCAGUUAAAAAAAAAUUUCGUGAUAAUGGCAUUGAUUUAGCUGUUAUUCCAAGUGGUUUGACUAGCAUUUGUCAACCACUCGAUGUUGCAAUUAAUAAACUGUUUAAAGACAAUCUUCGCAAAGAGUGGUAUCUUUGGAUAGCAAAAGGUGGUGCUGGAAAAACUGCAGCUGGAAACCUUCAACGUGCUAGAAUAAGUGAUGUAUGUGAUAUCUCAAAUGAUUUAAAUAAUACCAAUAGUGAUAGAUUAGAGGAUUCUGACAAUAAAUACAAAAAUAAUAAUAUCGAAAUCAUAGAUAUUAGUAAAGAUGAUAAAAUCAUAGAUAUUGAUGAGGACGAUGAAAUCAUAGAUAUUGAUGAUGAUGAUGAAAUUAUAGAUAUUAUAGAUAUUAGCAAUGAUAUGGAAAUAAUAGAUAUUAGUGAUGAUAAUGAAGUUAUGGACAUUAGUGAUAAUAGUGAAAUUAUAGAUAUUAGUAAUAAUUAG
This is a messenger RNA of Scutellospora calospora, 519 nucleotides long. Lineage: Eukaryota; Fungi; Glomeromycota; Glomeromycetes; Diversisporales; Gigasporaceae. The record is from the annotation of a GenBank genome assembly.